GGGCCGUUGUGGCUGGAUCAUGUUCCACCAUGGCUCACUGAUACAGCGGUACCUUCUGCAAAGUCCAGGCACAGACGAUGCAGACGAUGCAGAAGUAGAAAGCCAAGAGGAAAGGAGUCGCUCCCCACGAGCUGUCAUGAGCGACAGCCCAGUGAAAAUCAGACAAGUGCAAGCAAGCUCAAACUUGACCGGUGACUUUUGGUUGUCUCCAAAGGACUUGCAGGGGUGGCAAGAUGAGGCGACCAAAGAAUCUGUGAAGUUCCAGGCGCGGUUAGUGCUGCCCACUGGGCAGCGUCCACGUGAUGGCCCCAUGGCCAUCGCGUUUUUCUUCUCGGGUUUGGGUCACGAGGCACAAGACAUCCUUGAUAUGGACUGGUCUUCUGUCGCCUCCUUCCCCUUUAUCCUUGUAGUUCCAAAUCGACCAGCCGGCAGGUGGUGGUUCAUUGAUGAUGAUACCCAUUGGGGAUGGUUGCAGGGCAAAUUCAACUCCGAGGCUGUGGCGACAUUUGCAUCCUGGAUGAAUCACAUGAUCAGUCAUGAACGUGUGGAUCGACAGAGAGUUGGCCUGUUUGGCUUCUCUGCCGGAGCGUACGCGGCUGUGGAGAUCUUUGCAAGUGGCCUUGUGCCGGUUACUGGCUUUGCCUUGGGUGGCGUCCACGGUCAUGGGCAGCCGAAUUUGAAGCACGUGCCAGUUGCGAGGACGCGAGGCGUUGUCAAGAAAUUCGAAGCCUUUCUUGAACGCGUAGCAGAGCAUCCCGGCGCCCACCAUGUGGAGGUGAUCCACGGGAGAACCGACUUGCAGAGUCCCUGGCAGGAUGCCAAGGAGAUCCUGGAGACUCUGAGUCGGCGGCAGCAACAGCUGCAGCUCCCGAAGGUGGUCCUCCGCCUCCUCAGGGCGCACGAACAGGAUGCCGAGCCGUCCUCGCACCAGAACAAGACGCACCAUGAUUACCUCAAGGCAGCGUUCAUGCGACGGGAGUUUUUUGAGGCCAUGCUGGCGGACAAAGCGAAGCCAAAACAGGCUGCCAAGAUGGCUGCCAAAGGACGCAGGAGCAGCGCGCCGUGGGGGCCAAUGUCAUCGAGCCUCCAGGUGGCUAUGUUCAGCGUGUCAAGCAGCGCUCAUGGUUGGGAGACGCACGUGGCGCAACGAUGGCGCGCUCCGCAACGCUCGCGCUGGUUGGAAAUGCUCCACGACCCCGAGGAUGCGGCCUUCAAAAUCUUCAGACACAGCGGCUUCGUUAUCAUAGAGGAUGUCCUCAAUCUCGCCCAGUGCCAUACAUUGUGGACGACGUGCGAGUCUCUGGCCAAGGAGAUUGUCGGCCCAACGCAGGCCGGAAACCGAGGGCCAGGGCGAUACUCCUUCGGGGUGGCCUCCAGCACCGGCUCGAUCCUGCAUGUCCCAGCUAUUGCCGAGAAUUUGCUGGAUGCCUCAACGCGGAAGCUACGGGCUCUGCUGGAUUACAUUUUUAGGUCGGGUUUUCUGGUCUAUAGCGGCGGAGGAGACUUUGUCCUUCCUCACGUGGAUGAGGCGCAGAAACUGCAUUCCGACAUGCAGGUGGCUCGCAGGUUGGACGUGGACAUGCCACCGCCCUUGGUCAGUGUGAAUUUCUGUAUUCAGGAGCUGACAAGUUUGAAUGGCCCCAUGAGGAUCGUUCCAGGUAAGCGGGACAGGGACUGGAACGGCAAAAGAGAGCCUGCAAAGUGGCAGAACUCCCGGUUGUGCCCCGUUCCAGCUGGGGCUGCGCUGGUGCGAGACGUGCGCGUGCUUCACGGGGGCACGGCAAAUGCUACCGACCGAACCAGGUACUUGCCCAGCGUUGAGUUCGUAUCAGGUCCCUUUCGGGCAACGAAUCGUGCGGACCUGUUUCCUCCGCAAAGAUGCUUGCCACCCGACAUCUUUGAAAGGCUGCAUCCGGAGGUCAAAGAACUCUGUGAAGAGCUGGUGGCAGAGAUAGGAGAUGGGACAGAGGGCAACCCAGCUUGGGACAGCCCGUUCUGGCAUGGGGUGACGUUCACGCAGAAAUAAGCCAAUGAUCGAC
Molecule: messenger RNA, 2039 nt
Organism: Effrenium voratum
Lineage: Eukaryota; Dinophyceae; Suessiales; Symbiodiniaceae
Source: the annotation of a GenBank genome assembly